Pichia kudriavzevii is the source of this 1815-nucleotide messenger RNA. RefSeq lists its product as uncharacterized. Bases 1 to 1815 code for a protein of 604 amino acids. NCBI's taxonomy places the organism in Eukaryota, Fungi, Ascomycota, Pichiomycetes, Pichiales, Pichiaceae. Gene Ontology annotation, cellular component: cytoplasm. The transcript is spliced from 2 exons. The record is from RefSeq and is a predicted model, not a curated record.
AUGCCUCCAAAUACUGUGCUUUGUAUUGGGAAUUCCCCAACAUGCGUUUUUUUGACCUGGAGGUUGUCUGUAGGAGGAUGUCAGGUUGUCAUACUAGAGUCCUACCUAUCUCCUGAAAAGUGUAAUACAAUAUACUGGAAGUCGGAGAAAUAUCCAAACCACAGUUACAGACCCAUAAACAGCUGUAGGAAAGCGUCCGAUUGUACCACAAAAUGUGAGUUUAUUUUAAUAGGUGUUGCCAAUAUAACAAAAUUAAAAGAGAUUGGGGAGUCGUUAAGGAAUUAUAUCACUGAUAAAACUAUAAUAUUCUUAGACGCCUCCCAUGCAGUUGGACUAGAAUACUUAGUUAGAGAAUGGUACCCUGAUAAUGCUGUAGUGAGUAUUAUUUGUGAAGCAGUGACUAAAAUUAUAGAAUACAACGAUAAGUAUGAAUUCUGCCACCUUGGUAAUAAAGUGGCAACUGCAAUUGGAUCGACAGUACCAGACAAUUCAAAACUAGUACAAGAUACGCUAGCUGGAUCUGGUAAUGAAAAGCUUGUCGAAUUUACAGACUUACUACUUACAAAUGGUGUGCAUCCUUGCAUAAUCAUUCCAGAGAAAGUUAAACCAACUUUGAACUACUAUGUAUGGAAACAAAUUCUAACACUUGUACCAUUUGGUGUCUUGUCAUUGAUAUAUGGGCAACUAAGCCUAGAAAAUCGAAAACACUAUAGGUUGCUGAACAAGACGUUUCAUGAUAUUUUGAGGUUAGCAGUUAAGCAAUGUCCGACAGAGUUUCCGAAUAUAGCAGAUGAAAAAGGCACCCAAAAACUGUUCGACUACUUAUUAAAUCAAUUCAAUCAGACACAUUCACAAUAUAAAAUCAAAGAUUUCACUGGCAAACUUUUACCAUCAAGUCAAGACGAGCUUCUGGAGAUUCCAUUGUGUGUUUACAAUUAUAAAAAGAAUUUUACAACUCAAACAUCUCUUUGCCUUUCUCAAAUGAUCAAUUUUGCAGGUAAAAGAAAUAUUGAUAUACCAUAUAUUGAAUGCAUUGAAAGCUUUUACAUGGAACUUGAAGAACUAAGUAAACAGGGUGUAUUUAAUUGGGUUGAAAAAAUGCCCCAUCGGUCAUUAGUUGCUCAAGUCUCUCAAGCUUCACAUGCCAAGUAUGACAUUUCAGCGAGUAGUCUGGUGUCAUCGGUAGGUGGCUCGAUCCAAUCAGGUAUACAAACACCCACGUCCGUGAUUGAUAUCACUAAUCGAAGUUCUCUAAAAAAUACUUAUUCUUCGGAUCCCGAAUUGAUAAGCCAAGCAUAUCAAUAUGUACCAGCACCACUACCACAACGAUUUCUUGUAACUGGAAAACCGCAUGUUGAGCAUCCUAGGUUCAGAAACGUUCCAGAGAAAGGAACCAACGGUAGAGAAAUUUCGUACCAUCAAAUUAAGGAUUUAACUUAUCCAGGUACCAAGGGAUCGACAGCAGGCAACAGCCUAGUGCAGGCCCAAAAACACAUCUAUCAGUAUACAAAUUUGAAUAGAACCUUUGAGAACGUCAAUAAUAGAUACGGUCAUUACGAUUCUUUGAAUCCUUUUAAACAAUUUAGUGGCUUCACGGAUGAAAUUAAGUUCGAUGGCAAUGAGAUGCAUACCGUACAGAAGACAAAGAAAUCAGUUGUUCAUACUGUAGAUAUGGUGCAUACCGGGGAAUAUCACUCAAUACCAGGAAAGAAAACCCUUGGAGCCAAAAAGGACGAAGAUCGUGAUAACAGCAAUGGUAUGGGAAAUCGUAAUCUGGAUUAUAUCAACAUGGAGGAUGAUAAUAACGGGGAAUGA